This is a messenger RNA of Alosa sapidissima (American shad), 4460 nucleotides long. It is a transcript of the gene cnsta, whose product is annotated as consortin, connexin sorting protein a. The coding region runs from base 348 to 2501 and encodes 717 amino acids. Gene Ontology annotation, biological process: positive regulation of Golgi to plasma membrane protein transport. Gene Ontology annotation, cellular component: plasma membrane; trans-Golgi network; transport vesicle. The transcript is spliced from 11 exons. Gene Ontology annotation, molecular function: connexin binding. The record is from RefSeq and is a predicted model, not a curated record. Lineage: Eukaryota; Metazoa; Chordata; Actinopteri; Clupeiformes; Clupeidae.
UCCUGGACAUUUUGUAGACGUCGACCACAAUUUCAAAGGGAUGAUGGUAUUAAUACGCAAGGUGGCGCCAAACGUCCUCAAAUUGAGCGGGCCACUAGUUUCCAAUGAAUGAGCUGAGACUUCCCCGGAUAGAUGUCAGGAAGCCCACAUAUCAGCUGAGAAAGAAAACAAAUUUCCAGCGGUACCCUGAGUGAGUGCAUGGCCAGGGACAUCUAAAGCGCGCCGUCCACAGAAUUCACCUCACCAGAUCAAAUCAGUCCAGCCAGCCAGCCAGGCACCAGGUACCGGGCAGGAGAAAGGCCAGGGCGUGUCUCUCUGAGCUGCAUGGUCAUCAGCCCCAGCAGCCAAUGGACGAGGGACAAGCUCAGGGCGAGGAGCCCGUAAGGCGCGGUCAGGGAGGAGCGGACCUCCUCCACAACCGCGGCGACCACCCAGUGUCCGUGUCGGUGCCGGCGUCAGGCCUGCACAGCCCGGACGAGAACCAGAACCAGCUGAUGGAGGAGGGCGAGGAGGUGGUGCGGGGAUCGCACGGGAGGAGGAGCCAACUGCUCGAACAGCAGGACUCCGUCAACAACAACGGCAGCUGUGAGGAAGAGGAGGAGAGGGUGGGGGAGGAGGAGGAGGACAGCUCCAAAGUGGAGGAGGAAGGUGAGGAAGAGGACAGUAACAGCAGAGCCUUCUCACCGGAUCCUGACAGCCAAAUCAGAGACUCUUCCUCUUGUAGUCCUACAGGUGUUGAGGAGCUGGUGAGCAGUCCCGAGGAGUGUCCACAGGUUGGCAGUGUAGAGGUCCAUGCAGAGGAGGGGGAUGCCCUGAGGCCGACGGGAGGUGGUCUCCCCGGCUCCUCACCUGCCCCUGCGCUUGACCUGGGGGAACCCUGUGACAACGCCCUGCUGCCUCACCGCCUACACCAGAUUGCUGAAGCCUUAGUCCGUGAAGAAGAUUAUGAGCGGGCUAUCCGCUUCAUUCAGCUAGAGCGACUGUACCACGAGAGACUUCUGGCCAACCUGGCUUCCCUACAGGAACAGUGGGAGUGCAGAUGGAGGUGUGCUGGGGGGUCCGAGGGGCCGACUGCAGAUAGGACCCCCAUUGACCCUGACCAGCUGGAUCGCCUCUCCCACAUCUGCAGGACACACAGACAGCCAUCAUUGAGAGCACAACAGUGUGAAGUAGCGGACAAAGUGCAGAAAAACAGUGUGAUCUGCCGGCGAUCGCGAGCGGAGGAGGAAGAGGAGGAGAGAUUGAGCACACGACGACUCCCAUGCGACACAGGCAGCGCGGCUGAUUCAGCACGAGUGACUAUGGAGAAGGAGAGAGAGACCUCCCCACAGCACACCGACUCCACAGACGGCCAGCAGAUGGCGGCAGAGAGCAGCCAGUCCCCACAGCCCUCCCCUCACCCUCCCACAGAGACUCUGACUGGCUCUGCUGGCCUGAGUGACAGGCCACCCUCCAAUGACUGUGCUGCAGAGGGCGGGCCGGGGGCAGAGCUUUCAGCAGCAGCAGCAGCAGAGGCGGCGUCAGCAGGAGAGACUCCGAGAGACGGCAAGCCAGCGGAGGAUUUCCCAGAAGCCCCAGCGGCGGCAGCAGCAGCAACCGAUGCAUCACGCUCCCCCAGCAGGGAGGGGCCGGGAGAGGAGGAGGAGGAGGAGGAAGAGGAGAGGCAGGCGCUGGCGCUGUCUCCGCAGCAGCAACAGCACCCGCCGCCUCACACACAGCCCAGCCUGAGCCAGCACAUGGAGCCCGCGCAGAGCACACACACGCCGGACGAGACGCUCACACUCACCGCCACCGCCGACGCACACGCCAAGCAGAAGAAGAAGCCAGAGCCCGAGGUCCUGAGGCCGUCCCAGCAUGAGGAGCGCACCGCCGGGGAUGGAGAGGAGGAGGAGGACAUGGAGGAGGAAGAGGAGGAGGAGGAGGACGUGGAGGAGGCAGAGGAUGCACUGGAGCUAGAGGAGGAAGGAGAAGAAGGAGGAGGAGGAGGAGGGGACGAAGACCGGGAGUCCAUGGACCUGGACGUACCGGAGGUGAUCCCCGAGCACGAGGAGCAGAGGGAGCGGGAGCAGGAGGUCGGCGUGGAAACAGUGGAACCGGUCAAAGUGGCCACGCUGGACGACAUGGCCAAGAGGAUCAAGGUAGAGGAGAUCAGCCCUGCCUCCGGCCUGGUCUCCAUCCUGAAGAGACGCGCUUCCCUGGAGGGAGCCUGUGCUGCCCAGCCUGCCCCCAAACCCAAGGCCCUCACCAAACGCAAGGUCCGCUUCAGGGAGCCUGACGACGGCUUCGAUCAAGAUGAAGUAAGCGGCGACUCUUGGUUGCUCCUCCUCCUCCUGUGUCUGGCUACCGUGGUGAUCAGUGUGGGCGGGACAGCGCUCUACUGCACGGUGGGCGACGCCCAGUCCACCAUCUGCACGGACUUCUCCCACAACAUGGACUUCUACGUGGGCCAGGUGCAGCGCGGCGUGACCGAACUCAAACACUGGUUCUCACCCAGCUCCUAGCGUGGUGGAUGCCGCAGAUGGACCUUCAGAGACUGUGUGUGUGUGUGUGUGUGUGUGGAGGGCAAGUUGAGGCCCUUUCUCUAAAUGUUUUUAAAGACGCUGAACUGCCCAGUAAGUGGUGUGCCUCAGGGUUAGCAUGACCAGGCCGAUCCCUAGCGGCAGCACCCAGCAGAAGCAUCUUGACUGCCGUCAUGGUAACCCGGCAGGCUGAGGCCCGCGGCAGCCCCCGAGCGCCCCCUGCUGUCUGACCGCUGUAAAGGCAUGAGUGGGUUCCUGAGGUGAAGAGAAUGCUACCAGGAGGACGGACCACAGGCUGCUUGCCGAGCACGACACGCACACAAUCACCUCGACGACGCCCCGCUUCACGGAGGGGAUGCCACACGCAACCACAGCAACACUCAGCAGCAAGCAGCUGAUUGGCAGUUCCAGAUUGACGCAGCUAAAUGUUUACUGCCACCACCAAAACCUUGAAAUGGACAUUCUGAUCAGUUCAGAUCUGUAAUUUUUGUUUGUUUUCUCUCUUUUUUUCUUAAGACUUCAUUGUUUUUAAACCUUAAUCCAGUUUUAAUGGAAGGCUUACAGGCAUUGGCUUUGAGCAGUGCCGUGUCUGAGAGUAGCAUUGUCCACUUAUUUACACGUGACUACAGCAGGGACGAGGAAAGCAAUAUGUGUGUGUUUAGAAGAAUGUUUUUGAUGCUGUUUCUUAAACAUGGGUCUGGUACUAUAGAUGGGGUAUAUGUUAAUAUAGAAGUGGUGAAUACACACCACCGGUUCAGGUCUGUCUUUAUCAGUAUGCUUAUUAUCAAUGUGAUUGACAGUGUCGGUAAGAAGAAAGCAUAAUCUUCGGUCCUAUGUCUAUGUAUGCUACUGCGAUGGGGGGGGGGGGGGGGGGGGGGGGGGUGUAUUGAUGAAUCGAUGAGUUGAUUUUUGUUAUUUUUCUCUCAAAUUUAGAUUCUGUUCUAUCUCGUAUUUGUUGUCCUGGGUUUCUGUCCAUGUUAAAGUACUGCUAAGUGACAAUGCACAGACGUGUACUUUUGUUUUGUUGGGGGUUUUUUUGUCCACUCUAAACCCAGUCAAGCUGAAUGGAGUGACGACGAGAGCAUGCGGGCCAGCUGGAGGAUACGUUUAAGCCUAGUACAGGAAGUGUGAGCAGCGAGAGUGGACAGGGCUCGACAUUAAUGGUUGCCCAGUUGCCCUUGGCUACCAAAUUGUUACAAGUGCCAACCCGACUUGGUUGGCAUUGGCAACCAAAACCUCAUGCCUGGUUGCCAAGUUGGCAACCGCUUUUAGCCACUUUUAAAAGUUAACGUUGAGCCCUGGAGAGUGGACAGGGGGGGGUUGCUAGUGGGGCUGCUCUGUCUUGGGCGAUGCUCAGCAUCACUUCAGGUGUGAAGGCUAGACAGACUGGCAGGUCGGUGUGCUUCUGUUUUCUUCUCGUUGGCAUGUUUUUCCCGGCUGGCUCGGGGGGAACAUUCUUUAAUCCCAGUCUGCAUUUAAUUACCUAUUUAUUUUAGUGUACAGUAAUGGAAAGAUUUGUGAAAAGAAACAACUUUUUAAAAAAAAUUUGGAUUUUGAAAUGCGCAUGUCCUCCUUUUCAUCACCUGGACGUCAUGUGGGUAUUACCUUUUCUGUAUCUUUUUCAACACCUUUCCAUCCAUCUGCUAGUAGUGUGGGCUGUUCAUGAAGAGAACUAUCCAAUGGAAAAAGAAAAUGUUUGUUAUGUCAUGGAGCUGGCUUUUUCUGAAGGGUAUACCAUGUUUUAGUUUUUAUUAUUAUUAUUAUUAUUAUUAUUAUUAUUAUUAUUAUUAUUGUAAAUAUCAUGGAAAUAUUGCAAAUUUUUAAUGUCCUUAACUGUUCUUUUUUUCCUUCGAGGUGAUGGGCUAAAAAUGUGAAGAUUAUGGUUUGGGGAUUGCUAAUACUGUUUUUCCCUGGUAAAUAAAUCUUAUUGUUGGGACUUAA